This is a messenger RNA of Vicia villosa (hairy vetch), 639 nucleotides long. RefSeq names its product secreted RxLR effector protein 161-like. The coding region runs from base 1 to 639 and encodes 212 amino acids. Lineage: Eukaryota; Viridiplantae; Streptophyta; Magnoliopsida; Fabales; Fabaceae. The transcript has a single exon. The record is from RefSeq and is a predicted model, not a curated record.
AUGGAGGAAUUUGAAAUGUCUGAUACGGGAAGAAUGCAUUACUUCUUUAGCUUAGAGGAUAUGCAGCUCGACAAUGGAAUCUUCAUUUCUCAAAAGAGAUAUACCAAGAAGAUCUUGAAGAUAUUUGGGAUGGAGAAAAAUAACUUGGUCCUAAAUCUUAAUGUUCCUAGGGUUAAAAUUGGUAACAAUGAUACAAGUGUGACAGUAAUCAGCUCCAUGUUUAACCAGCUUGUUGGUAUCUUAAUAUAUUUGACCAUUACCAUGCUAGAUCUAAUGUAUGUAGUUAAUGUAGUCAAGAGACAUAUGGCCAAGCCAACUGAAACACACUGUAUGGCAACAAAGAGAAUACUAAGAUAUGUGCAAGGAACUAUGUGUUUUAGGAUUUUCUAUCAAAGAUUAGGCAAUCAAGAGCUUGUGGGAUACAUAGACAGUGACAAUGCCAGAUGUAUCGAUGACAGGAAAAGCACCUCGGGUUAUGCCUUCAUACUUAGCAAUGCAGUGGUGGCAUGGUCAUCAAGGAAGCAUCCUAUAGUCACACUCAACAUCACAGAAGCAGAAUUUAUAGAUGCGUCAACUUGUGCCGGCCAACUGAUUUGGAUGAAGAGGGUGCUUUCCAAGUUGAACUACAAUGGAAGAUAA